UUUUAGCUUGCAUGCAAAUAUUGUUUUGUUGAUUGAGAGAAAUUGUAAAAAGAUGAUGGAAAAGAGUAAGUUAGUGGGGUUGAUAGGGUUUGUAUAUUUGGUUUGUUGGUCGAGUAUAGCUGAGGCUAAUAAUGAAUAUCUAAAAUACAAAGAUCCAAAGCAACCACUUGGUGUUAGGAUAAAGGAUUUAAUGAAGAGGAUGAGUCUUGCUGAGAAAAUUGGCCAAAUGACCCAAGUUGAACGAGCUAAUAUCACUGCUGACAUUAUUCAGACCAACUUCAUUGGGAGUUUGCUUAGUGGGGGAGGGAGUGUGCCUGGUCCUCAAGCUACCCCGCAGCAAUGGGUGGAUAUGGUGAAUAAUUUUCAGAAAGGAGCUCUCGCAACUCGCCUCGGAAUACCUAUGAUUUAUGGAAUUGAUGCUGUUCAUGGCCACAACAAUGUUUUCAAUGCCACCAUUUUUCCUCAUAAUAUUGGCCUUGGUGUAACUAGGGACCCUAAUCUUGUGAAGAGGAUCGGGGCCGCAACUGCACUUGAAGUUCGCGCUACAGGCAUUCCGUAUGCUUUCGCACCAUGCAUCGCGGUGUGUAGAGAUCCACGAUGGGGUCGGUGCUACGAAAGCUACAGUGAAGACCAUUCCAUCGUCCAAAUGAUGACUGAGAUCAUCCCUGGUUUACAAGGAGAUCUUCCUCCCAAUGCUACUAUUGGAAAUCCUUACGUCAACGGCAAAGACAAAGUGGCAGCUUGUGCGAAACAUUUUGUUGGUGAUGGAGGCACAGUGAAGGGAAUUGAUGAGAAUAACACAGUCACCGAUAUGCAUAAUUUAUUUAGUGUUCAUAUGCCUGCUUACUAUAACUCAAUUAUCAAAGGCGUUUCAACUAUCAUGGCAUCUUAUUCCAGCAUCAAUGGAGUUAAAAUGCAUGCGAAUGGCAAAUUAAUUUCUGGUUUCCUCAAGAACACAUUAAAUUUUAAGGGAUUUGUGAUCUCCGAUUGGCAAGGAAUAGACAGGAUUACUGAUCCACCACAUUCAAACUAUACUUACUCAGUUCUCACUUCGAUCAUGGCCGGUGUUGACAUGGUAAUGGUUCCAUACGACUAUAACGAGUUUAUUAAUGAAGUGACAACUCUUGUAAAUCUUAACGCCAUUCCAAUGAGCCGCAUUGAUGAUGCAGUCAAGAGAAUUUUGAGAGUUAAAUUCUCCAUGGGUCUUUUUGAGAACCCUCUUUCAGAUUAUACCUUUGCUCAUAAGGUUGGGUGUCAGGAGCAUAGAGAGAUAGCUAGAGAAGCCGUAAGGAAAUCAGCUGUGCUACUGAAAAAUGGGAAAACUGCAACUACCCCUUUGCUCCCCCUCCCAAAGAAAGCAGGCAAGAUUCUCGUCGCCGGCACUCACGCCGACAACUUGGGCUUCCAGUGCGGUGGUUGGACAAUCGAAUGGCAAGGACUCACCGGAAACAAUCUGACUGCAGGAACAACUAUCCUGAAAGGCAUUCAGGCAGCGGUUGAUCCCACCACCCAAGUAGUAUUCAGCGAGAAUCCUGACGCUAACUCGGUACAAUCAGGAGAUUACUCAUUCGCCAUAGUGGUAGUUGGUGAACCUCCAUACGCAGAAUUUAACGGAGACAACACCAACCUUACUCUACCAGCACCCGGACCUGCGAUCAUAAACAAUGUCUGCGGUGCAGUCAAGUGUGUCGUCGUCGUUCUUUCCGGAAGACCUCUUGUUAUCGAGGAGUAUGUUCCGUCCAUGGAUGCUCUCGUCGCGGCUUGGCUUCCUGGAACGGAAGGCCAGGGUGUUGCCGAUGUUCUUUUUGGUGAUUUUGGAUUCACUGGCAAAUUGGCUACCACAUGGUUUAGGAGAGUUGAUCAGCUUCCAAUGAAUGUUGGAGAUUCCACGUAUGAUCCGCUGUUUCCUUUCGGAUUUGGCCUUCUGACUAACCCUAUUCACUGAGUCUAUGUAUUUCAGUUGUAAUAACAAUCUCUCAAUUCAUAUGUUUUCACAUCAUUUUUUACUAUUUCAUGGGAAACAAAAGAAUGCCUUCUUUCUAAGUAUAU
This is a messenger RNA of Mercurialis annua (annual mercury), 2049 nucleotides long. RefSeq lists its product as uncharacterized. Gene Ontology annotation, biological process: glucan catabolic process. Gene Ontology annotation, molecular function: beta-glucosidase activity. The transcript has 7 exons. The record is from RefSeq and is a predicted model, not a curated record. NCBI's taxonomy places the organism in Eukaryota, Viridiplantae, Streptophyta, Magnoliopsida, Malpighiales, Euphorbiaceae. The coding region runs from base 53 to 1945 and encodes 630 amino acids.